AUGGUUCGACUGCUCACUCUCGAACUCGCCCUGUCGCGCGUAAGCACCAAUCCCCCAAUGGACGUUAAGCACCUACUUAGCAGCGAGACACCACUCGAGUGUCAUACAUCACCGACAACGUCCGCCUUCAGCGUCUCCAGCACUUGCGUCACCUCGAGCCCGAACGAGGCGAACCGUGGCUGGGUGGCCCCGUUCCUCUUGCACUUGCACCAGAUGCUACGGCGUGAGGACUCGGCGAUCGUUCGCUGGGCAGCGGACGGCCUGGCGUUCCAGAUAUUGGACAAGCAGGCCAUGACGUCGUUGGUCUUGCCAAAGUACUUUAAGAACAAGAACUUCUCGAGCUUCCAGCGCCAGCUCAACUACUUUGGCUUUCGCAAGUGGAGCAAAGCCCGUGCGCCGUUUCCCACGUACAGUCGCGAGUACUUUACGCGGGACAAUUACAAUCAAAUGGCGCUGGUCAAGCGCCAGAGCAAAAAGUUUCGCCAGCGCCGCGUCGCGGCCGGCACACCAGUGCCCGCAACGUGCCGAGCAGGUGUGCAGUCGACUGCCGCGAGUGCCAGCGACAGGUGCCACGCCCUGUUACCGCAUACGCGUGCCGACCCAGCGACUGCUGUCACGUGGAUGUCCCAGUCCCGUGUCAUGUCUCCUACGAUGGCGCCCGCAUUCGUCCUGCCCGUGCUCUCUCCGACUCGCAAGAUGAACAGCAGCUCCAAACUGCCCUCCAUCCGCGACCUGCCACUCUCACGCGCCAUGUCGCACGCCGGUACCGGCCUUACCCGUCCUCGCCUCCUGGCGUAA
Hyaloperonospora brassicae is the source of this 798-nucleotide messenger RNA. Lineage: Eukaryota; Oomycota; Peronosporomycetes; Peronosporales; Peronosporaceae. The record is from the annotation of a GenBank genome assembly.